Molecule: messenger RNA, 4547 nt
Organism: Dama dama (fallow deer)
Lineage: Eukaryota; Metazoa; Chordata; Mammalia; Artiodactyla; Cervidae
Gene: HAUS5
Product: HAUS augmin like complex subunit 5
Exons: 19
Coding region: 66-1967 (633 amino acids)
Biological process (GO): centrosome cycle; spindle assembly
Cellular component (GO): centrosome; HAUS complex
Source: RefSeq, a predicted model, not a curated record
GCGUGACGUCAGAGAAGGACGCCACACUUGAAGAAGGGGCGGGAGGCAGCGGCCUGGUCAUUGUCAUGGAGUUAGCGCAGCAAGCGCGGGAACUGGGUUGCUGGGAGGCGGAAGAGAUGGAGGUGCCCGUGGCGGCCCGGGUCCCGGAGUCGACGCUGCGCAGGCUGUGUCUGGGCCAGGGGGCCGACAUCUGGGCCUACGUUUUGCGGCACGUGCACAGCCAGAGGAACGUCAGGAAGAUCCGGGGAAACCUGCUCUGGUAUGGCCACCAGGACAGUCCAGAGGCCCGCCGGAAGCUGGAGUUGGAAGCUGCUGUUGCCCGCCUGCGGGCAGAGUUCCUGGAGUUAGACCAGAGCCUGGAGCUGAUGGAGCAAGAGACUGAGGCUCAGGAUAUAGCCAUGGAGCAGAACCUACAGAGCGUGCAAGACACCCAGCGCCGUGCUCUCCUCCUCCGGGCUCAAGCUGGGGCCAUGCGGAGACAGCAGCGUGGGCUCCAGGAUCCCAUGCAGCGACUGCAGAAUCAGCUCAAGCGCUUGCAGGACAUAGAAAGGAAGGCCAAAGUGGAUAUAAACUUUGGACCCUUGGUAUCAGCAGCCCUGGGCCUGGAGCCUGCGGUCCUGCACGAUGUCCGAACAGCCUGCAGCCUCCGGACCCAGUUCCUGCAGAGCCUCCUGAGUCUUCAGGCCCAGGGAGGCAGUGUUCCAACCCUGCAAGAUAACCACUUUGGAACUUCCUACCAGCAGUGGCUUAGCUCAAUGGAGAGCCUACUGACAAACCACCCACCAGGCCACGUCCUGGCUGCCUUGCAGCAUCUGGCUGCAGAACGAGAGGCAGAGAUCCAGUCCCUGUGCAGUGUGGAUGGGCUCCAGGAUACGGAGAGAACCAGGUCCCAGGCACCAGACCAGUCAAACUCCAGCCAGACCCUGCCAUCCAUGGUGCAUCUCAUCCAGGAGGGCUGGCGGUCUGUGGGUGAGCUGGUCACCCAGCGGGACCCCCUCCUGAAGGAGCAUCAAGUCCUGACCCUGCGCCUCCAGGGCCUGAUGGAGAAGGCGGAUAGAUGUAUCCUGGGAUCCAGCGAGAGGCAGACUUUGGUGCUGGGGCUCCGGGUCUGUGCCCUCUGGGCCGAACUCAAGGCCCUUCAUGCCCUGAGCCAGGAACUGGAGGAGGCCACUGGGCGUCGGCAGAUUCUGCUCCAGGAGCUACAGGCCAAACAGCAACGGAUCCUGCGCUGGCGCCAGCUAGUGGAGGAGACACAGGAGCAGAUCCGCCUGCUCAUCAAGGGCAACUCAGCCAUCAAGACACGCCUGUGCCGGAGCCCCGGGGAGGUGCUAGCUUUGGUUCAGCGAAAAGUGGUCCCCAUGUCUGAGGCAGUGGCUCCACAGAGCCAGGAGCUGGUGCGGUGUCUGGAGCAGGAAGCCCAGCACCUGCCCCAUCUUCCUCUGGGCCCCUUGCUGCAGCACGGCCCUGGAGGAUUGCAGCCCCUCCCUACGGUCCUGCCAUCCAUCCACCAGCUGCAUCCUGCAUCCCCAAGGGGCUCCAGCCUCAUAGCGCUGAGCCACACGCUGGGGCUGCCUGCAGGGAAGGCUCCGGAGCUGCUCCUCCCAAAGGCUGCCUCUCUUCGGCAGGACCUUCUGUUCCUCCAGGACCAACAAAGUCUCCGACGCUGGUAUCUGCUCCACAUGAAGACCAGCCUGCCGCCAGGACCAUCCACCCAGGAGCUGCUGCAGAUCCAGGAAUCCCAGGAAAAGGAGCAGAAGGAGAGCCUGGGACAGGCUCUGAAGCGGCUGGAGAACCUGCUGAAACAAGCGCUGAAGCGCGUCCCUGAGCUCCAGGGAGUUGUGGGAGACUGGUGGGAGCAGCCAGGACAAGCUGCCCUCUCCAUGGAGCUCUGCCAAGGCCUGUCGCUGGCCCAGUGGCGGCUGCGCUGGGUCCAGGCCCAAGGUGCCCUGCGGCAGUUGUGCAGAUGACGAAGUAGCUCAAAAAAAAGUCAAGAGCUUCGCACCUGUUCAUCCCAACACAUCACUUCCCUUAAGACCUCUGGAAAAAAGCACUGCCUGGACACAUCAGCCCAUGGUCUCUACCACACCUGCCGCCCACAUCCCCGGCUGUUCUCGGUUCUCUCAGUUGCCUUGCCCCGUCCUGUCAUUGCACUAAAGCCAAGAUGAACACGAUACUAUGGGCCCCACCCUAGCUGAAACUCUCAUCACUUUUACCCUCAGUAAGAAGUAAUCAAGUGCCUGCUGCAAACACUGAGGAUCCAGCACUGAAAAAAAUGGACAGAAGUCCCAGCCUUCAGGGAGUUGUCAUUGUAGGACAGGAGAACAGACCACUGACAAAAUAAGUAAGCAAAAUAUCUAGUACAUGGAAGAACCGCUAUGAGAAAAAGCGAUUGCAGAGGUGCAGUGCUACAUAGAGGGCUAACAGCAAGGUGACCCUGUGUAAAGGCAGUGGGAGGGAAGCACCCAGGGAUGUGGGGAGGGCCUGCAGAGGGGAGACUGCAGCGAGUGCAGAGGCCCUAGUUCACAGGUGUUGGUGUGAGGGCCGAGGAGGCAGUGGCGCUGUUGGAAGAAGGGAAGGUUUGAGAGAUGGGGUUGUCUUUGAGUUUCUAUACAGUUUUGUUUUUUUUUUUACAUUUAAAUCUUUGAGCCAUUUGGAAUUGAUCCAAAUGGAUUCCAUUCUGUCUUAUUUUAAGCACUUACUAAAAUUCUCAUUCAGAGCAGUGGUCACCUCUAAGGGAGGGUUGGGUGGCAAGGAGGAGACAAACUUUCUAGAGUUAAAAAUAUAUUGUGUGUUGAAGGUGGCGAGGGUUACACAGGUGUAUGGAUUUGUCAGAACUAGUCUGGCUAUACUCCUUAGGUCUGUGUAUUUCACUGUGAACUAUCUUCAAUUUGUAAAGUAAAAUUUUACCCACCUAAACUUUAUAAAGUAGACUUAGAUAUUUUUCAUACACUAAAUUUCCAACCCUAAUUGGGUUAUAUCUGGGUUGUAUUGGUUAUAUCUGGCUGUAUCCAAGACCAUCUGUCUGACUCUUGAGUGCCAUCUCCACAGUGUUUUAAUUUUAGAGGCUGUGUAAUAUGUCUUAACUGCAAUGACUGGUUGCCAUCUUGCUCUUACUUGUCAGUGUUUCCCUGUCUCUACUUGCUGUCUUUUUCUUUUAAAUGAAAUUAACUUUACACCAAAUUUGGCUGGUUCCGGAAGAAAUACAUAGAUGGGAGUUUUACUGGGGUUGCAGUUAGUCUACCAAUUAGAUAUAUUUGACGUCUUUGAGAUUUUAAACCUGACUUUCCACCUCCCUUCCCAUAGCUCCUCUCUUGACCUCCAGAGCACCCUCACUCCCAAUGCCCCUCCUGUCCCUAGCUGCUCUUUCUCAGUCUUCACACAUUUGCUUUCCCACUUUAGUGUUCCCCCUCCUUUGUCUUCUCUUCGUCUCACUUGCCAGUCACCUCCCUACAGAACAAGGUGAUCCUUACCCUGUCCUUGCUUAAUUUUUUUCUGUAACAUAGCUUCUAAUGUAUACAAUUUUAGUUUAUCUUUUAUUGUCCUCCUCAAACAAAAUGUGACCUCCAUGAAGGCUAAUUCUUCUGUAAACUAGAAGCUGGACAAACUUUCUUCAAUAUGAUUUGAAAUCCAUAUGCAAUAAGGGGAAAUAAUACUGACAAAAACAGAAAACAAAUUUUUACAUGAUUUAAAAAAGGCCAAGUUAACAAGAAAUGACUAAUUAGGGGGAAAUGUUUGCAGUUUAUACUAUAAAAGGAUGUGUGUGUGUAUGUGUGUGUAGUGUCAAAAUGGAAAAGAAAAAUUCCAAGUCCAUAGAAAAAUGGACAAAACAUAUGAAUGGAUAGUUCUUAGAAAAUAUGCUCAAACUCAAUAAGAGAAAAGCUAAUGAAAACCCCACUUUGAUACAUUUCCCACCUAUCAGACAGGGGAAAGGAAACCUGUGAUUUUGGCAGCUCCCUCUGUCGACAAGGCAGAAGGAAACAGCAUUCUGAUGUAUCAGUGGGUGUGCCAUAUGAAACACCUGUGAGAUAAUCUCCAGCAAAACUAUAUGAGGACAUACUCUUUGCCAAAACAAUGCUACCUGUAGAAAUCUAUCCCAGAGACGAACUGGGUAAAACAUAAGUUGUGGGACUUUGUACAAAACUACUAGAUCACAUCUUCAGAAAGUCAGGAGGGGUACAGAGGGGACUGUUUUGGAUUAAAGGAGACAUGACAGCCAAAUGUAAUGCAAGAUAUUGAUUGAAUCACAGGCUGUUGUGACUUUUGUGUUUGGGUUUGAAAGUACACUUUUAAAUCAGUAGGGGAAAUUUUCAUAUGAGAAAUGGAAAAUUGGCAUAUUGGAAAAUGUAUCUUUAUUACAUUUCUUUGUGAUAAUGGUAUUGUGCUUAGGUGAGAGAAUGUGUACGAAGUAUUAAGGAUGAUGUCUCCAACUUACUUUCAAGUAGUCUUAUUGUUCAUAAUACUGAUUUUUUUAUUUUGAUAAAAGUUUAAAAUUUUGAGACCCAACAUCAUAUAUUUUGAAAUUAUAUAUAUUAGACUAAAGCAUAUAA